UUUUCUUUUACUUGGAGGCUAACUCCUAAACUCAUUGUGUGGAGUAAGUAGUAAUUAAUUUGAAUAGGAAUUUUCCCUGCUUGUGGCAGACUUGUCAAUUAGAUAGUAACAUUUUCUUUCCUUUUGGUAAGUCUUCCAUUUCACACACAAAAAAAAAAAUAAAUAAAUAAAUAAAUAAAUCGGAACGUGCUGUAUCAGAGGUUCAAUAAUGGCUAUUACUAACAAACUUAUAAUAAAAUAAAGUAAGAUAAUAAGCAAAAUCUUCUAUAUCUGAAAUAAUCGAUGAGAUUGAGUCAUCGUGCUAGCUACUAAUAUUUAAAAAAAAUACAGAAAAUAUAUAUUAUGUAGCGGCAUGACCGGACGUGUAUCUUAACCUCUACGCAAAAUAAUAAUAAUAAUAACAUUAAUGAAGAUUAUCUAUAAGUAUAGAGACACAUAUAGGAAUGAAAGAAGCAUAACAUAUUGGAGUGUGGAAGAUAGGUGUGGCUGUAGCAAUGGGGAAGGAGGUAGCCAUUAUUGGAGCAGGAGUAAGUGGCCUCUUGGCUUGCAAAUAUGUUCUCUCAAAGGGAUUCCAGCCCAUUGUUUUCGAGUCACGUAGUGGAGUGGGUGGGUUGUGGACCAAAACCAUAGAGACAACUAAGCUCCAAACUCCAAAGCCAUUAUACCAAUUCUCGGAUUUCCCAUGGGGUUCGUCUGUGGAGGAGAUGUUCCCUGACCAACAUCAAGUCUUGGACUACAUCGAAUCGUAUGCACACCAUUUCGACCUGGUGAAACACAUCAAGUUCAACUCAGUGGUUCGUUCGCUUGAAUAUGAUGCUUCCGACCAAGAUAUGCAACAUUGGGCUCUUUGGGGUGGCGAUGGAGAGGCCUGUGGCUCUCGAGGGAAGUGGAAUCUCGUUGUUCAACAAAAUACCGAGGCCGAUGAUCAGGUUUACAGAGUCGACUUUGUGAUCCUUUGCAUUGGACGAUUCAGCAAUGUGCCUAACAUUCCAGAAUUCCCACCAGAUCAUGGGCCCAAUGUGUUUCAUGGCCAAGUCAUUCACUCCAAAGACUAUGCCGCCAUGGAUUCCAAAGCUGCUGCUGAAUUUGUCAAAGAUAAGCAAGUUACUAUCGUUGGCUUUCAGAAAUCUGCACUAGACAUUGCUAUGGAAUGUUCCACUGUAAAUGGUGUGGAAAAUCCAUGCACUGUGCUAUACAGAACAGAACACUGGAAUAUUCCAGAUUACACUCCAUGGGGUUUCCCGUUAGCUAAUUUAUACCUUAAUCGCUUCUCUGAAUUACUUGUUCAUAAGCCUGGUGAAGGUUGUAUACUGGGUCUCUUAGCUACUUUACUUUCUCCUGUGAAAGAGGCAUUCUCAAAAUUUGUGGAGAGUGGCAUAAAGCAUAAGCUUCCAUUGGAGAAGCAUGGAAUGGUACCCAGGAAUAGCUUUCAUCAGCAAAUUAAUACUUGUUUAGUGGCAACAGUGCCUGAAAAGUUUUAUGAUAGAGUUGAAGAAGGGAGUAUUAUUUUGAAGAAAGCAUCAACAUUUGGUUUCUGCAAAGAAGGUGUUUUGGUAGACGGUGAAACCAACCCAAGAAACACCGAUGUGGUCAUAUUGGCCACUGGAUAUAAGGGUGACCAAAGCCUCAAACACAUUUUUACAUCCCCAGCCUUUCAGGGCUACAUUGUUGGUGACCCUAAUGCUUCGUUACCCCUAUAUAGGGAAUGUGUUCAUCCAAAAAUUCCACAGCUGGCGGUGAUUGGAUUCUCAGAAAGUGUGUCAAACUUGUACACCUCAGAGAUGAGAUGUCGAUGGGUAUCGGAGCUCAUUGACGGAACUUUUAAGCUACCUAGCAUCAAAGAAAUGGAAGAAGAUGUUGGUAAAUGGGAUGAGUACAAGAGACGUUACUCUGGUCAGUACUACAGGAGAUCAUGCAUAGGUGCCAUUCAUGUAUGGUACAAUGACCAGUUGUGCAAGGACAUGGGUUGGAACCCCAAAAGAAAGAAGGGCUUUUUUGCUGAAUUAUUUGAGCCUUAUGGACCAAUGGAUUAUGUUUCACCCUAGCUAAACUCUUGUCAUUUAUUUUAUGUUGUUCCAACUUCUUUUACAGAAUAUCACCAUGUUUUUCUUUUCUUUUUACUAUAUGAAUUUUUCUUUUGUAACUACCUACAAGUAUGAUUGAACUCUAAUUAUAAUAAUACAGUAAUUGAUAAUAUUACUGACAAUGAAACUUUGUUAUUAUGUUGGGUUUGAAUAAAUUUAAGCAAUUUAGAUUUUACUGACAAGAGAACACCCACUUUCUAGGUUGUUCUUAUUGAAUAAAAUAAGAAUAUUUUACUUACCUUGCAUAAUUUUUGAGA
Cannabis sativa is the source of this 2341-nucleotide messenger RNA. RefSeq names its product probable flavin-containing monooxygenase 1. Gene Ontology annotation, molecular function: N,N-dimethylaniline monooxygenase activity; flavin adenine dinucleotide binding; NADP binding. The transcript has 5 exons. The coding region runs from base 495 to 2045 and encodes 516 amino acids. The record is from RefSeq and is a predicted model, not a curated record. Lineage: Eukaryota; Viridiplantae; Streptophyta; Magnoliopsida; Rosales; Cannabaceae.